Molecule: messenger RNA, 597 nt
Organism: Mangifera indica (mango)
Lineage: Eukaryota; Viridiplantae; Streptophyta; Magnoliopsida; Sapindales; Anacardiaceae
Exons: 1
Coding region: 1-597 (198 amino acids)
Source: RefSeq, a predicted model, not a curated record
AUGGCAGAGUUCUCCUUUAAAGGCGGCACAAGAAGAGGAGGGGCAGGGGGUAGGGUUCCAACUUCAGUGUCUGAUUUAUCCUUCAUUGGUAGCAUAGGAGGAGGUGGUGUGGGUAACGGUCAGAUUGGAGAAGUUCUAGCACCAAUGUUUAAAUUUUCCUUCAAUGGCGGCAUAGCAGGAGGUGAUAGGACUUGGGGUGGAGGUGUUACAAUUUCAAUGUUUGAUUUUUCAUUCAAAGGUGGCUUGGGAGGAAGAGGUGGGGGUGAAACAGUUUCAGUUCUGAUGUCAGAUUUCUCCCUCACAGGUGGCACAAGAGGAGAGGGAGGGCGUGAGGGUGAAAGAGGUCUAACUCCAAUUUCUAAUUUCCCCUUCAAAGCUAGUGUGGGAGGAGGUGCAGGUGAGGUAGUCAAUGAUGAAGCAACUGCAAGGGCUAGAAGGGAAGAAGUAGAAAUUAAAGUUUUUGGAGUUCUACUAGAGAGUGUAGUUUUAAGAAGUGGUGUUGGAGGAGGAGGAGGUAAGAAUGAAGAUUUGGGAAGGGUUGAUGAAACACUCGCAACAGGUGAAAGGAAGAUAGUAGUAUACAUUGAAGGUGGUUAA